This is a messenger RNA of Grammomys surdaster, 2870 nucleotides long. RefSeq names its product solute carrier family 26 member 11 (gene Slc26a11). Gene Ontology annotation, molecular function: secondary active sulfate transmembrane transporter activity. The coding region runs from base 298 to 2139 and encodes 613 amino acids. The transcript has 17 exons. The record is from RefSeq and is a predicted model, not a curated record. Gene Ontology annotation, biological process: transmembrane transport. Gene Ontology annotation, cellular component: membrane. Lineage: Eukaryota; Metazoa; Chordata; Mammalia; Rodentia; Muridae.
UCCCGGGCGGUGCAUGGCGGCGCCGAUCAGGGUAAGCGGUUCCGGCUCGGCCCCUCUCCACGGUCACGUGCACGGCAGGCCCCGCCCAUGUCCUGCCCACUCUGUCCCUGAGAUUCCUGCGGACUCAGCUCCGGCCACUUAGGAAGACCCCGCGCCUCAGCGUCCGGUGGAUCAUCAAGGUUUGGUAAACUUAGCCACCUGGUGCAACUUCCCUUCCACAAAAAGCAGGCUCUGCUCCUGACCCCCUUGGGAAGAUAAUGCCACCCUCUUCCAAACUCAGCCCCUGAUCACCGUUCCAUGUCACCCAUGCCCAGCUCUGUGAAAGGUCUGGGUCAGGCCAGAUCCCCCAGCCUGGACAUGGCACCAGACACGUGCUGCUGUUCUGGUGCGGUCCUGAGGAGGAGGCUACCCGUCCUGGCCUGGCUGCCUAACUACUCUCUGCAGUGGCUGAGGCUGGACUUCAUCGCUGGCCUCUCCGUGGGACUCACCGUCAUCCCCCAGGGCCUGGCCUAUGCAGAAGUGGCAGGACUCCCACCCCAGUAUGGUCUCUACUCUGCCUUCAUGGGAUGCUUCGUGUAUUUCUUCCUUGGCACCUCCCGGGAUGUGACGCUGGGCCCCACGGCUAUCAUGUCUCUCCUGGUGUCCUUCUACACCUUCCGUGAGCCUGCCUACGCCGUGCUGCUUGCCUUCUUGUCUGGGUGUAUCCAGCUGGCCAUGGGACUCCUGCAUUUGGGGUUCCUGCUGGACUUCAUCUCCUUCCCUGUCAUUAAAGGCUUCACCUCUGCUGCCAGCAUCACAAUUGGCUUUGGACAGAUCAAGAACCUGCUGGGAUUGCAGAACAUCCCCCGUCAAUUCUUCCUCCAGGUGUACCACACCUUCCUCCACAUCGGAGAAACCAGGGUGGGUGACGCCGUUCUAGGACUGGCCUGCAUGGCACUGCUGCUCGUGCUGAAGUUCAUGCGAGAACACAUGCCUCCACCCCAUCCUGAAAUGCCCCUUGGUGUGAAGGUCAGCCGUGGACUGGUGUGGACUGUCACAACAGCUCGCAACGCCCUGGUGGUCUCCUUUGCGGCCCUGAUUGCUUAUGCCUUCGAGGUGACAGGAUCUCAUCCGUUCAUUCUCACUGGAAAGAUUGCUGAGGGGCUCCCUCCUGCGCGGAUCCCACCCUUCUCAGUGACCACAGACAACAAGACCAUCUCAUUCUCUGAGAUGGUGCAGGACAUGGGGGCUGGACUGGCUGUGGUGCCUCUGAUGGGCCUCCUGGAGAGCAUUGCCGUGGCCAAAUCCUUCGCUUCUCAGAAUAACUACCGAAUUGACGCCAACCAGGAACUGCUGGCCAUCGGCCUCACCAACGUGCUAGGCUCCCUCGUCUCUGCUUACCCAGUCACUGGCAGCUUUGGGCGGACAGCUGUGAAUGCCCAGACAGGCGUGUGUACCCCGGCAGGAGGCCUGGUGACUGGUAUCCUGGUGCUGCUAUCUCUGGACUACUUGACCUCACUCUUCUACUAUAUCCCCAAGUCUGCACUGGCUGCUGUAAUCAUCACGGCUGUGGCCCCGAUCUUUGACGUCAAGAUCUUCAGGAGGCUCUGGCGUGUUCAGAGGCUGGAUCUGCUGCCACUCUGCGUGACAUUCCUGCUGUCCUUCUGGGAGAUCCAGUACGGUAUCCUGGCUGGGACCCUGGUGUCUUUGCUCAUUCUCCUGCAUUCUGUAGCUAGGCCCAAGACCCAGGUGUCAGAGGGACAAAUUCUUGUUCUCCAGCCGGCCAGCGGCCUGCACUUCCCUGCCAUUGAUGCCCUCAGAGAAGCAAUAACAAAGCGGUCACUGGAAGCAUCCCCACCACGUUGCGCGGUUCUGGAGUGCACGCAUGUCAGCAGUAUAGACUACACUGUGACCGUGGGACUUGGUGAGCUCCUGGAGGACUUCCAGAAGAAAGGUGUCACUCUGGCCUUUGUUGGACUACAGGUGCCCGUGCUCCGCACACUGCUGGCUGCUGACCUCAAGGGGUUCCAGUGCUUCACCACUCUGGAGGAGGCUGAGAAAUUCCUGCUGCAGGAACCAGGGACUCAGCCCUACAACGUUCAUGAAGACGCUACCCCAGACUGCAGGAGCUCCCUGCUGAAGUCUCCCUCAGGCCCCUGAAGGGCAGCUGAUAUAGGAAGAGUUUCUAGAAAGUUCUGUCACCAUUACUUGGUGUCACCUGAUUGACUCACCAACCUGGCAGGACUAAAAGUGCACUGCAUAGGUGGCUCUGGGGAAGAGCAGGGACCCAUGUGUGAUUCUGGGCUGUCACUUUCCUGCUGUCCCCUAGGUGUGAGUAUUUGAGGGCUGGGUUGACUGGACAGUCUUCCAGAGAGAGAGAGAGAGCCAGAGAGACAGGGGACCCAUGACUUCUGGUCUGAGCUGUCAGGAUAAACUGGAACUUUCCAGAUCCCAAAUUCUUUAGAAUCAGGCCCUACCGGAGAAGAGUCAGAGAGACUGGACAUCUCAGAGACGUGUCUGACCAUGUCGUGAAGUCUAAACUGAGCUGAAGAGGGGACCACAGUGUGCCACACAGAGUCAAUUAUGUUUAAAAUCAUGUGUUUUUAAACGGAAGUCACUCUGGUGAUUUUGUAAAGCAAAACAAAAAACAUUAAUGCUUGCUUAAAAAAAAAAAAUCCAAGAACUCAUCCAACCUGUUCACCAUCCUCUUCAUCUGAGGUCCCCUGCCCAGGACAGGUAUGUAUCUGUCAGUGUGUACACACAGUGCCUGCUGUCUUAUGUGAAGAACUGAAUCACUAUAUUAAGGUGCUUUGUAAACUGUGUUCAUGCAGUCAUUAAUUGUGAAUUAUUUAUUGUGAUGAUCAAUGGAAUUAAAAUACAAGAUUAUUUUA